GUUAAGUCGUAGUAGUAAAGGGACGCGGAUCAGAUGAGCGUAUUGUUUUGAGAAUAAUUGAAAUUCUAACCGCGUUUGAUUCUCUAAUUUAAAUUAUUUUACCAUGAGUGAAAGUGAUUCAGGGGUAGAUACUGGCAGUGAAAGUAAUGAAAGUUUUUGCAUGUCUGUAGGAUCACCAUCUCUCUCAGAUGAUGACAAGGUUGAGAACAGUGGUGGCUUUAUGGAAAAGUCAUAUCCUAACUUUCAUGAACUGGCAAUUGGGCAUUUUGAUACUCCUCAAAGUUAUGGAUUUACAAAUUAUCGUCAACAUGAACCCGUGAGGAAACUGAAACCAGGACUUCAGCGCAGGAAUGCUAUAAGAUGGAAAAAUCAAAUCAUUCCCAAGAUGAAAGAUCUCAUUGGUGAAAGACGACUUAGAGCUGCUGCAAAUGCCAAUGACCUUGAAGCUGUAAGAAAUUUACUUGAUGAUGGUGUUGAUCCAUGUUCUGCUGAUGGCAGACAGAGAACUGCCCUGCAUUUUGCUGCAGCCGGUGGUCAUCUUGAAGUUGCUAGGUUAUUAAUUGAACGAGGAGCUGAUCCAAAUCAAAGAGACUCUGUGGGAAAUACCCCUUUACAUUUAGCUGCUUGCACUACUAACAUAAGUAUGGUAACAAUUCUGCUCAGAGCAGGUACUGAUAUAAAUGCACUUGACUAUUCUGGUCGUUCGCCAUUUCACCUAGCUCAAUCCAAGCUUAAACUUCUUCGGAUGAAUAAAGAUUACUCAUCUCUUGAGCUGAAAACUGAAGUUAUACAAGUGUUGGAAAUGAUGCAAGUGUACUUGCAAAGGUCUGGAAGAAUAUGUGAGAUGGAAUUGAUUCACUUAUUUUCAACUAGACUCCAUCAUCAUCAGACUAAAGAAGAGGUGGACACAGAUGUGAAAGAUCUGCUAUCAAGUCUGUCUCAUCUAAAUCUUCAAAAAGCUUAAUGAAAGCAGAUGAUCUGCAUCUUUUAUCUUAAAAAUGCUUCUCAUUGCACAGUAUGCAUUGAAAUGCAUUUAAAUUUUGUUUUUAUGCAUUUUGCUUUGGUGCGUUUUCAUCUUAGUAAAAUAACUAUUGUGUAUAUAUUUUCUAUGAAUUUUCAUACGUGUAAUGAUUGGUAUUGAUGUUGUGUAUUAUGACUCAUUUUGUAAUCUGAAAGCAGUCUGCCAUAUUCUAAUAAUUUAUUACUAUUGUAGGGCAGAGUUUCUCAACCUUUUUUUUUCCCUCACCAUCCACCCCUUUUACCAUUCCUAGAUGAUUACCUUCCUCCCCUUCUUUCUAAAAGUCAAAAAAUAUAUAUGCAUUUAUUUAAAUUUUGAUUGUUUUUUUUGAUAGAAACGUCUAAAAUUAUGAAAAUUGAUAUUUAUAGUAGUAAAUAAAGUAUGGUAAGGAAAUGUUUCUGGUAAGAAAAUAAUUGGAUGCUUUUGUAAUGAUGGUUAUUUAUAUGCAGUGUAAAUCAGGGAAAUAAGAGUAAAAUGUAGUAAUUUUUCAAUUAUAAAAUAUUGAUUCCUCCCCUCUUAAUUUGCACUUAUUUUAAUAUUGUUAAAAGGACAUAGUUAAAUGGGUAAAUUUGUUAGUAUAUUUCCUUUGUCAUUGGUAUUAAUUACCGAAUUCAUUUAUUCAUAUCAAAUAAUGUUAUAUACAGUGACUAUUUUCCCCCCCUUUUUUUAAUAAAAAGAAAUAAAUAAUAAUAAAAGCUUUUUUAAUAAAAGCUGAUUAGAAUAUACUGGCAUGUGUUGUGGCAUUAAAAAAAAAGAAAUAGUAUAAAAACAAUACUAGGAAGUAGUAAAAUCCUUUCAAUUUAACAUUCAAAUCCACAUGAAAAAUAUCUGUAGGACUAAAAAUAAAAAUAUAAAUGAAUGAAAAAUGCAUGAACUGAAAUGAAAUCACAAACAAAUAUUUGUCCCAAUUAAGGCUGCUGAUAGAUUUGGUGUAGCUAAUAUUUUUCAUUCUAUCAUUGAGAGAAUAUCGUAAAAUUUUCAUAAGAGAUUUUAAUGGAAAUCUUAAAGUGCGAAAGAACGUACCGAAGUACUAAAUAUCUCUUACCCUGAUUUUCAGAAAAAGUUUGAAAUGUUUUAUAUUUUGGCUUUAAAUAUGCUUAGCUGAUGUGAGGCCAUGAUAGUUCUUCACUCGUGUGUUACCUGCAUGAUCAUCAAGCUCUAAACUUGAAAACAUUAAACAAUCAUCAAGACGGUAUUCAUCAGAAGUAAUUGUAAACAUAAAUGAAUGUUUGAAUACAUAACAGCUUUUGAACGGGAUCACAGCUGUCCACUGUAUUCUAGCACAGUUUGUGCUAGUCUUGAUUAAAGAAAAGUGCAGUUGCAUAGGCAUUUCGCAACUUAUUUUUUAAUUAUGUUUGUAUAAGAUUGACAUCAUCAUUGUCAUGGAGAUCACCUUCUAAGCAAAAGUAGAAUGCUCAAGAUAAAAUGUUGAGUUAACCUUAAAUGUACAUAUCUGCACCAAUUCUAAUAGUGUAAAUAAUUUUUUCAUUAUCUUUUUCAUCCCUUUGAUACAUAAUUUUAGUAUCAAGGCAUUUACUGUUUAAUUUUUCUUUUACAUUUAAUGCAACUGCUUUUCUCUGAAAUAUUUUCAUUUAUGGCUACUUCUUUAAAAUGGUUUUUUAUAUUACUGCUCAAAUAUGAACAUUUUGAUUUAAACUGAGGAUUUAAAAUUUUCAUUAAUUAAGCAUAUCGUAACAAAGCAGUAUUGUUCAUUCAACUAGUUCAUUGUGCAUAUAUAUAAAGACAUUGAAAGGUUCUUGUGCUUCUAAAUAAGAUUUUUUCAUAAGAAUUUUUCUAAUAUUCUAUAAUGUGACUUUUAUACAAAAUAAGACAAAAUUUAUAAAAUAUUUUCCCCCUAGAAUGAAAUGUCAUUUUUAUAGUAAGUGUUUUUACUGUGACAUUCAUCUUCAUGAAAAUGAUUCAGAGCAAUGCGCUCAUAUUUUUAUCUUGUAGUUUUUUUAUAUUGCAUUUUUUAACUGCAAUACUUUAGGUGUAUGCUAUUCUUUAAUUUUUUGAAGUAGCAUGAAAUGAAAUCAUUUAGAUUAAAAUUGCUGUGGACUGAAUGAAUUUACUUAAACCUGAAAGUGAAGCUAUAUUGUAUAUAGAGUAAUUUAGGGCUUGUAGAUAUAUAUUCCAAACUCAUAUAAACCAGCACUUGAAUAAUAUGUGCUGUGCCAACAUUAACUAUAAUAUAAGUACACUCUUAUUAAGAUAUGUGUCAGAUUUUCAUAUUUUGUACUUCCUUUCAAAAUUUUGGCAUUUUCCUUUAAGAUCAGAAUUGUCUGUAUUUUCAAUUCUUAACUUGUAAAUUAUUUUAUAAACUGAAGGAAAGCUUCCAAAUAUGUUAUUGUAUAAAUAUGUGUACAAAAUAUGUUUGUUAACUUAAUUGAAUACAAGAAAAUUUAUUUUUAAAUACUUUUAGACUACUGUAUAUGAGUAUUAAAUGUAAAAACAUUUCCUAGUUUUUUAUAUUGAUCCAUCAAAAGAUGAUUUUUAAUGUAAGAAUAAUAAUUAUGUAGCUGAAUUUAGAUGCAUUAAACUAAAAUAUACUUAGAUAAAUAUUUAUUUUAUGUGACAACUUUCUUUUGUUGGUUUCAAAAAAUUUAGAAUUAGGCUGAGUAACUUAGGUCAAAUUUUUAAUAGCAUCUCCAGAGUGGGAUUUGACAGCUUUUAUGCAUUUGCUUGUUAUUCAGGCCUCUUAAUAAGUAAAUGAUUGCCUUUUUUGUGUAUGAGAUGCAAGGCUGCAGUUUGUUGGGAAUUUCAUGAUUUCUUUUUAAUAAACAACUUGUAUCUUUCUGCAGGAGUUAAAUAUUAAUAACAAUUAGAAAAUUUUUAAAUGUAUAAAAUUCUUGCAUACCAUAGGGUAAAUCUAGAAAAGAUUGCAUAAGUUUUUAAGAUAAGUUUAGCUAGGCAUACGUAAAAUAAAUUUUCACAACUGAAUUGAAAAUUUAUUAAUCAUAACAAAUAUUAAUUCAUUAAAUUUAUAUUGAUAUAUUUGAAUUUUGGUUUCUUUUAUAUAGUAUUUAACCUCUCAACAGUGCUUUUAUAACAGAAAAAGUAGCUAUAGAUUGUACAUAUUUGUUUUUUCUAUAGUUUAUCUACCCAUGUGUAUUCGAUAUAUAUUAUAAAGCUCUAUAGCCUUGAAAUAUAUUGAAUGGCACUAAAAUAUGAAACUGUAAAGUAAACAAAACCUCUAAUUUUUCAUUAAGAUGGAAUUUUUGGAAUUAGUAAGUAUCAAUAAAUAAUUAAUGUACAAAAGUAUUAUUUAACAGCUUUGCAUUGCUGAAAUAUCAGACAUAAUUUUUAUGGUAUUUCUGAUGCACAGAAAACAAGAAUAAUAAAACUAUUUUCCUUUCCAAGUUCAUAUAACAAGUUUCUAGAAUGCAUUUCCUAUCAUGUAAUUUAUGUAUAUCUUAUGUAGACUAUGUGUAAGUUCCUUUGUAUUUAAACUUCGUUUUAAUGUACAAGUUUUAUCUGAUGUGUAAUAAAUUUCAUUUUUGCAUAAAGAAGUAAUAUCAUACAUGUU
Messenger RNA from Stegodyphus dumicola, 4544 nucleotides. RefSeq names its product ankyrin repeat domain-containing protein 54-like. Gene Ontology annotation, molecular function: protein binding. The record is from RefSeq and is a predicted model, not a curated record. NCBI's taxonomy places the organism in Eukaryota, Metazoa, Arthropoda, Arachnida, Araneae, Eresidae.